Messenger RNA from Pomacea canaliculata, 1909 nucleotides. RefSeq lists its product as uncharacterized. The record is from RefSeq and is a predicted model, not a curated record. NCBI's taxonomy places the organism in Eukaryota, Metazoa, Mollusca, Gastropoda, Architaenioglossa, Ampullariidae.
UGAUAAAUUCUUCCAUGAAAUUAAAAGAAGAAUAUGAUAUCAGUAGCAGAUGUAUGCACACGAUGCUGCCUGUUGUUUGGUUUAGUCGUCUGACUGUUAAAACGCACUCACAGCAAGUCGAAAAUAAAGAAAAUUGUUGUCACAGAUUUUCAAAAUAAUUGGAUAUGACAUAUGGACCUAUUAUGUCUUAAAUAAGCGUGGACAGACCAUCUGCAGAGCAUCUGGACAGGUGGAGCCGCCUGACUCCGGUUGUUACGAAGAGCAGACUCGUCUCUCUUCUGCCUUCUUGGAGGCAGUGGUUUCAGAAAGAAGCUAUUGCAUCGUGAGAAGAGUCUAGAAUGGUCGUGAUAGGACUGGCAGUAUUAGCACUAUGGACCUUUGCUUCACAAACUGAUAUCUGUUUGGCAAGGGCUCAGCCGUAUGACACAGCAUCGACUGAAUAUUUUCAACCACAGCAUGUGAAUGAUGAUGGGAAUGAUGAGGAUAAGAAUUAUCAUGAGUAUUACGUGGAUGAGAUAAGUGACGCAGACUAUGACGAAAUCCACAGUGAUUCAUCGUCGAACGAGGAAGAAGAAGAAACUGAUGAAGAAACUGAUGAAGAAACUGAUGAAGAAACUGAUGAAGAAACCGAUGAAGAAUCCGAUGAAGGUUCAAAGGGAUCACAGACCGUCUAUUUUAGCGAUGUAGGGAUGGCCAUAAGCAACAAAGACUCAAGCAGAUUCGACGUAGAUGAGAUGGAGCAAAAAGAGUAUAAUGAAGACACUAAUGGAGGUUCAAGAAGGUUGAAGGACAUAUCAGUGCCGACCGACGAAGAAGAGGAAGAGAACCCUGAAGAAACUUACAAUGGCUCAGACAAAUACAAGGGCUCCUCGGCCUCGAAAUGGGAAAAAAGAGGAAUUAAAACUCGAAAAGGUUCAAACAAAGUCAAGAUCAUAUCAGUGCCGACCGACGAAGAAGAGGAAGAGAACCCUGAAGAAACUUACAAUGGCUCAGACAAAUACAAGGUCUCCUCGGCCUCGAAAUGGGAAAAAGGAGGAAUUAAAACUCGAAAAGGUUCAAGCAAAGUCAAGAUCAUAUCAGUGCCGACCGACGAAGAAGAGGAAGAGAACCCUGAAGAAACUUACAAUGGCUCAGACAAAUACAAGGGCCCCUCGGCCUCGAAAUGGGAAAAAGGAGGAAUUAAAACUCGAAAAGGUUCAGACAAAUACAAGGGCUCCGCGUACUGGGAACCGGAAAAAGGAAGAAAAACUCGAAAAGGAAGAACCCACGAAAUACCUUUUACGAGCGAGAAAGAGGAAGAGAACAUUCAAGAAACGAAUGGAGGCCCAGACAGAUUCAAGUACACCCCAAGAAACAAAGGCAAUGGAAGGAAGGGAGAAAAUCCGAAUGGAGGUUCAAGGAAAUCAAAGCCUUCCACAUGGACGAAAGGAACGAAUGAUAACAAGCCUGACAAAAAUAACCCAGGAUCAUCCAGAUUCCAGCAAAACCCAUCGACGGACAGCGAAGUACUAGACAUGGAUCUUAUAAUUAAAGGAGGGCCAAACAGAGUGAAGACAAUCUCACCAACGAACAAUGGAGAAGUGGAGGAGAACUAUGGAACUGAUGAAGGCCCAGACAGAUUCAAGUACACCCCAAGAAACAAAGGCAAUAGAAGGAAGGGAGAAAAUCCGAAUGGAGGUUCAAGGAAAUCAAAGCCUUCCACAUGGACGAAAGGAACGAAUGAUAACAAGCCUGACAAAAAUAACCCAGGAUCAUCCAGAUUCCAGCCCAACCCAUCGCCGAACGGCGAAGUAGUAGACGUGUAUCUUAAAAUGAAAGAAGGGCCAAACAGAGUGAAGACAAUCUCACCAACGAACAAUGGAGAAGUAGAGGAGAACGAUGGAACUAAUGAAGGCCCAGACAGAUUCAA